AUGUCAGCAGAAAAUGGUAAAAAAAUUUUUAUUCAAAAAUGUGCUCAAUGUCGCACAGUUGAAAAAGAUGGUAAAAAUAAAGUUGGACCAAAUUUAAGUGGUAUUCUUGGAAUAAAAACUGGUAUGACAACUGGUUUUGCAUACUCAGAUGCAAAUAAAUCAAAAAAUACUACUUGGAAUGAUAAGACUUUAUUCGAAUAUUUAGAAAAUCAAAAAUAUAUUCCUGGAACAAAAAUGGUUUUUACUGGUAUUAAAAAAGCCGAAGAACGUAAAGAUUUAAUUGAAUAUUUAAAGAGAAUAUAAAUUAAAUUUAAAACUAUAAAACCAAAUUAUUCUUUUUUUUAAUUUUAAGGUUGAAGGCGUUCAUAUGCAAAUUUUUGAUGUCAAUAAUAUUAUCAAUUUUUUUUUACUCUUCUGAUAAAAUACAAUAGAGACAACUACACAUAGGCCGAAACCCAUUCAAAAAUAUUGGAUACAUAAUAGGUUCCAAUGUGAUGUUACUU
Messenger RNA from Condylostylus longicornis, 503 nucleotides. RefSeq names its product cytochrome c-like. Gene Ontology annotation, molecular function: electron transfer activity; heme binding. The record is from RefSeq and is a predicted model, not a curated record. Lineage: Eukaryota; Metazoa; Arthropoda; Insecta; Diptera; Dolichopodidae. Gene Ontology annotation, cellular component: mitochondrial intermembrane space. Gene Ontology annotation, biological process: mitochondrial electron transport, ubiquinol to cytochrome c; mitochondrial electron transport, cytochrome c to oxygen.